AUGCGUAAUGAACACCAUUUCAAAUACCAUUUUGAUGUUAUCAAUCCCGUGUGUCUCUGUGUGUGUAGGGGUCGAGGUGGGGGGGGUCCGUGUUUGCGAUUUGAACCUUUGGUACCUACAAGGAGGGUGUCUCACCGAACGGUAGUUAAAACCUCACCAGAACCGCGCGGAAGUGAGAAGUCGCGGCCAAAGGCGCCCGCAGAAGCCUCCUCUCUGGGCCGGACCCCAGCCCGAGCGGCCGAAAGGAGCCCCCCGCCCGGAUCACAGCUGCUGCAGCUGCCGCUGAAAUUCGCUGUGGCCGCUGCCUCUUCCCGCUUUAAUCCCAGACCUCCAGUCAUUGGGCAGCUCCUCAGAGGCAAGAAGUCAACACCAUGGCAACCCGACAAGCCUAUCAAAUCACCGGCUGGCGUGACAGCAGCAACACUGCAGGCAGGAGUGGGCUGGGCGGAAGAGCAGAGUGGCCACUGCGCUCAGAACUUUACAAGGAAAGGGGAAAUGUCUGAAAUGGAGAUUACACAAUCCUGUCUUGAAGCAGAAGACUCAGCUAGAGCACAUCUGGAAACACCCAGCAUUCCUCAAUAUAAUUCAAACGAUAUUUUAAAAGAGUCAAUUUCUAAGAAGAUGUGGUUCGAACAUACAGAGCUACAUAAUAUGAGUAAAAUAGGACCUAACAGUAGUGUUCUCCAGGAUUGCUCUGCCUUUCCUUUUCUGGAUGUAACAACAUUACUAAGAAAGGAAGAAAAAGCAAAAAUCUGCUCUCAGGGAGAUUCCAGCAUGAUGGAAAGCCCCAAAUGGAAGUCUUUGCUUUGGUUACAGGACAUAAGAUUUAAUAAAUAAAAAGAUGCUCAUCUGGGGCGCUGCACCAAUUAUCAUGUAUUAAAUAAGGUUACCUAUUUCACUCUCCAUGUAGAAAUGUCUAUCAUAAGCAUGUGCCACAGAAGGUCUCACAAGUAUCAUUAUUGGCUGUGUUGAAUUUUGUUUUUAGUUCUGUUUUAUAAGGUCUGUAGUCUUACUUUCAGUGAGGAAGUGUUUUCUCAGGUUCUCAAGAAAGUAACAAAAUGCCAGCAUUGUCAAGGUCACCAUUGUCACUGAAUUAUCUUACUGUCUGAUUAUUCCAUCUUCCUCUGCAUCAUAUUAGCCUGAUGACUACGUUCUAAUUAUUUAAAGCGUUAUGUAAAUCAAAGCAGUAAAUGUAAUUUCUAGUCUUACUAGAUAUCAUGUACAUUAGGUCGAAUAACUCUGGAAAUGUCGUCAUAAUCAUGUCAUGCCUAAUGAUGACCUACUCAGCCCCUGCCAACAUCAUUCAAUUACUCAUUUCAGCAUUGAUUUUUCUCAUGCCUCUCUUCAUGGCAUUUAAACAGCCCUCACAUCUCCCCUUUUACUGAGGUGUAAUGUUGUAUAAUGACAGAGAUGCUUUGCUUCCCAGAUUCAUAAUGUUACACUGUUUCAAAUCCUUGUGGAGACAAAUUGGGGAAUCAAUAUAUAAAUAAUGACACACUUAUUUUUAAUUAAAAUCACCGCUUUCACAGAAAUGGUAUAUUAAAAUUAUUUUUGCUAAAACAAUUUUAAAUGCCUAUGUACAAUAAAAAGACCGCCAAUCCUUGGGAUCAAGAAUAUAAUUUGCCCCAAAUAACUUUUCUAUGAAAGUAGAAUUCUUAAUGGAAAAUAGAUUAAUACAUAUAAUUUCAAGAUCUAACCUUAAAAAUGGAAAUAAUUGUCUAUUUUUAAAAAUAAAUCAUAUUUGCAUACA
Molecule: messenger RNA, 1750 nt
Organism: Nomascus leucogenys (northern white-cheeked gibbon)
Lineage: Eukaryota; Metazoa; Chordata; Mammalia; Primates; Hylobatidae
Exons: 5
Coding region: 1-837 (278 amino acids)
Source: RefSeq, a predicted model, not a curated record